Triticum dicoccoides is the source of this 1365-nucleotide messenger RNA. RefSeq lists its product as uncharacterized. The transcript is spliced from 5 exons. NCBI's taxonomy places the organism in Eukaryota, Viridiplantae, Streptophyta, Magnoliopsida, Poales, Poaceae. Bases 1 to 1365 code for a protein of 454 amino acids. The record is from RefSeq and is a predicted model, not a curated record.
AUGGCGACGAGAGCAGAACCGAAGGUCGGGGUGAAGGUUUUCGUGGACGAGGAGAAGAGCAGGGUGGUCUUCGCGGAGUCAGGCAGGGAGUUCGUCGACGUGCUCUUCGGCUUCCUCAUGCUGCCUCUCGGCACCGUCGUUCGCCUCCUCGGCAAGCAGUCCCAAGCCGGGUGCCUCGACGAGCUCUACAAGAGCGUGGAAGGACUCCCCACGCGCCUCUUCAGAACCGAGGCCUGCAAGACGAUGCUUCUCAGUCCCAUCAACGCUGCGGCGAAGCAGUGCUGUCAACUCAAGGUCAGAGUUGACGACACCAAGCACGGGGAGGUCUAUGUUUGCGCUGACACGAGCUGCUGCGCGCAUGCUGAAGGCGCCUUCAGCUCCGUCCGCGGCGCUGUCUGCAAAUGCGAAGACGUGAAGUUCAUUGUCACCGAUGAUUUCCAUGUGGCACCGGCCUCGACUUCUCUCAUGUUAUCCAUUUUGGAAAAGUUUGAAGUUCAGGAUCUCUCCAGUCUUGAGCAGAGGACUCUCCAGCUUACUUCAGACAAGAUGAUUAGCCUGCUCAAGAGAUCAUUAACGUCGAAGAACCCUUUAACUGGUCACUAUUUUGAUCUUGCCAUCGCGUCUGACGAUUCAGUCACAGAUAUGAUCCCUGAUAACUUGCAUCCUCAACAAGAAAGCGAUGCUGAGUACACACUAAACAAUGUUAAGAUUAAGGUUCUUCAGACUAUGGACAAUUCAUAUGUGUUGUAUGCUGAAGGUGGUGCCGAUUUUGUGGAUCUUCUCUUGGGAUUGCUAAGUGUUAGCAUACCACUGGGAUCCAUAGUGAAAAGGUAUGGAAAGUGCACAUCAAACGGAUGUGUCGACAAUCUUUACAGUAGCAUAUGUGGAUUUGCUGAAGAAUUCUUGAGGCCAGGAUGCCAGAUCUUUCUACUAUCCCCAAACCUUCCACCCUUCUUCGGUUGCGGCACUAGGAUGAUGCUUCAGGUUGAAGAACUAUCUCCACAUAAGCAAGAGAUCAAUGCCUGCAUCAAGUGCUUCAAGAUGGGCGGUUUCAGGGAUCUUGACCGCUGUCGCGAGGGGGUUUAUAUUAACAAUGGUUUUGAACUGAUAUAUAGGUACAGUAAUUGCCUCGCUGAUGUAAAGAAAUCAAGCCUUUAUGAGUGUGACCCAAAACUACCAAAGGGAGAACAAAGCAACACCGGAGAAGCAUAUGUCAAGCAGGGGCCUCAGAGCUUCAUGGUUAUGGAAAUACUGAAAGCUACCUUGGUGACUCGCAAAGCUCUCAGCACUGCGCUUCUACCUCCCAAGGAGCCCGCUCCCAAGAAUAUGAAGAAGCUGCAUCACCAGAUCUUUGAUAUAUAUUAG